Messenger RNA from Exaiptasia diaphana, 2795 nucleotides. RefSeq names its product centromere/kinetochore protein zw10 homolog. The transcript is spliced from 22 exons. The coding region runs from base 6 to 2333 and encodes 775 amino acids. Lineage: Eukaryota; Metazoa; Cnidaria; Anthozoa; Actiniaria; Aiptasiidae. Gene Ontology annotation, biological process: endoplasmic reticulum to Golgi vesicle-mediated transport; mitotic cell cycle; mitotic spindle assembly checkpoint signaling. The record is from RefSeq and is a predicted model, not a curated record. Gene Ontology annotation, cellular component: chromosome, centromeric region; nucleus; RZZ complex.
CAAAAAUGGCGGUCGAAGUGGAUUCUUCAACGGAGUCAAAAAGUCUUGUUACAGAUGUCCUAGAGAAAGCAGGACAGUUAGAACAAGAUGAUUUCCAUUCCUACGUGAAAAAAAUGCUUCAUAAAGCUGAAGAAGUGAAGGCAGAGGUYUUUAAAACUAUUUACGAAGAUUAUUCGUUUGGCGAAUUUCAAGACUUAAAUUCAACAACUUGUCAGUUGAAUUGGAAAGUGGAAACUUUAGUCAACGAUAUUAACAACACUUCCAAAAAUAUCAAGGGUACAGUGUUUUCUAAACUUGAUGUUGCCGCAACGGAACAUUCUCAUCUURCUCAAGAUCUUUGUCAAACAGAAGCUAUUGGAAAAGUUUUAACCAGGCUUUGUAAGAUCCAUGCUUCUCUAAAUGCAUUCCCAUCAGAAAUAGACAGUGAAGAAUACUGCAAGGCUGCUAAUAUCAUUGAUUCUGUGAAUGAAGAUUUGUCUCUUCUUCCAAAGGCUGGUCAAGAAAGCAAGAUAUAUAUUGCCUUGAAGGAGGAAUUAGGAAGACUACGUUCCCAGUUAAUCAAUAAACUAGAGGCAGUGUGGUUAAAAAGUAUCUCAUGGACUACUCCAGCUACAGCAUCUCUUGAUAGCAUUCAUUCACAUUUGAAGACACAGCUAUCUCUAAACACAGCUGAGUCAAACAUGGAUAAUGUUCUUAAUGCAAUGCAGAGCUUAAACAUACUUGAAAAAAGAGUCAAAAUUUUUGGAAAAAAGCUUGUUCAGUUUUUCUUUAGACCUCUCCUUGUGUUUCCAAGUUUAAAACCAUCCAUUGAGGUAAAGAAGCAGGCAGUCAUUAUUUCUAUCAAUAAAGAAGCUAACAGAGCCAAGGUCAUUCACCCAGGAAAAGUGUAUCCCAAGAUACUUGAGAUUUUAGAUCAAGUUAAAAGUCAGUUUCCUGACCACUCCAAUAUCAAGUCUGAAAACCAAAAGAAACCAGUUGAACUGUUCUCAUUGUUAGGAACAAUUGUUUGGCCAGUUUUAUCUGAAGACAUYAUUAAGGAAUGUCUGGCAAAGUCAAUUCCUAAUACUAGCGCACAGCUUGAAAAAUAUCAAGAAGUGAUCACAAAYACUUUGGAAUUUGAAGAAAAGCUUAAAGAAUCAGGAUUUAUUACAGAGUGUCCUUCAUCUCUCACAAAGUAUGUCAAGGACAUUAGUAUUCACUUUGGCAACAAGAAGUGUCAAGAUCUUCUUGUAGCUGCUCGUGACCUCAUGAAAGAUGACAUUCACAAUACAAUAGUCAUUGAUAAGUUUUCUGAUACUGCUACACUUUGUAGUCUUGGGAACCUGAAAUCUGUUGUCAAUGGAACCAGAAAGGAGGAGAGUCAGUCCAACAAGAUUAAAUCAGACAAAGGAUUGAGUCCUUUCACUUUCCAACUACCUAAAUGCUGUAUUAGUGAGAGUACAAAAAAGCUGGUGAAUCUUGCUUAUAACACACUACUCGAAGCAACUAAAUCCCCUACACAGAGUGCUAUCCAGUUGUUUUACACGGUCCGUAACAUGUUUGAAUUGUACUGUAAUGUUGUUCCAACAUAUCAUCAAGAGAGUUUGGCCACUCUUCCACAGCUUGCAGCAUUGCAUCAUAACAAUUGUAUGUAUAUCUCUCAUUUACUGCUAACCAUGGGCCAUCAGUUCAAAUCUCACCUACCAGAACCAUUAAACCAAGGAGCUGCAACAUUUAUUGACCUUGUACCUAUAGUUAGAAGCCUUGGAGAAAACUGUCUUAUUGAUCAGCUAAAAAGACAGCGAUCUGCAUUGCUCGAUGUCAUAAAGAAUGCUGAUGGUUUUGCUGACGCUCAUGAAGAUGARAGACGGGAAAAAAUAGAACGUGCAAUUAAACAGGUUCUUCAUCAACUACUUCAUUUAAAGAAAAUUUGGCUUGGUGUCUUACCUGAGAACUUGUUUCACCAGUCCCUUGGAGCCCUGCUUGAUGCUGUUUUGGAUAAUAUCAUAAAUCAAGUACUACACCUAGAGGAUAUCUCAUCAGAGGAAGCCAGUUGUCUCCAUGCCACCCUAUCUAUUCUGGCAAAGAAAUCACCUGAGAUAUUCCAGGAAAAAAGUGACAGCACUGUUGAAGAGAAAGAUUUGGUGGCAUACAUACCACGCUGGUCCAAGUAUAACCAAACUAUAAACACAUUAGAGGCUAGUCUGCAAGAUAUUUCUGAUGGAUGGGGUGAUGGCAAGGGUCCUCUGUCUACAGAUUUCACUGCUAGCGAGGUCAGAGGUUUAAUAAGAGCAUUAUUUCAAAACACUGACAGAAGAGCUGCUGUUUUGGCUAAAAUCAAAGCUGUUCAGUGAUGAUGCACUAGAAUUUCAAAAAUUUCAAACAAAAAACAAAGUAGUUUUAAUUGACGUUUUCAUUUAAAAUCACAAACCAACUGUAUAAAUCAUAUUUACAUUGCAAAGACAUCAAGAUAAACAAAUAUAUAAUUUUAUUUGACUGUUAAAGUAACAUGGUUACUCAUGUUUCAUUUUUUUUGUUGGCAAAAAAAAAGAGAAAACUAAUGAUUUAGAUUAUCAUUUAGUUAAAAUGAAAAUCACUCAUCAUAUUAGUAUCACUUAUUCCAGUCAGGGUGGGUUAACUGUUGAUGUAGAAGGAAAUGUGUCCAGUGGUGAUGGUGUACAAUAUGUGUGCACUGUCCAAUAGUGUGUGUAAGGAUCACUUCUUCCAGUCAGGGUGGGUUAACCAAUGAUGUAGAAGGAAAUGUGUCCAGUGGUGAUGGUGUACAAUAUGUGUGCACUGUCCAAUAGUGUGUGUAA